Molecule: messenger RNA, 1186 nt
Organism: Rubroshorea leprosula
Lineage: Eukaryota; Viridiplantae; Streptophyta; Magnoliopsida; Malvales; Dipterocarpaceae
Source: the annotation of a GenBank genome assembly
UUCCUGAAAAGAAGAGGCAGAGAGGGAUUUCGUCCUUCCCCCCCGCUUUCCCACUGCUUCAAUUCAAUUCAAUUCAAUUUCUUCAAGUUCUGCAGAAAUGACAUUUCUCACGUUGCUACUUCUUCUGCUCACUUCAACCGCCACCUCCUAUACACCUUCUUCCACACCAUCUUCUUCUCCACAGUCUUCCGAGUGGUUAUCCGCCCGGGCCACCUACUAUGCCGCGGCCGAUCCCCGUGACAUAGUGGGCGGUGCCUGCGGCUACGGUGACCUUGUCAAGGCGGGAUAUGGCGUGACCACCGUGGGUUUGAGCGAGACUCUCUUCGCUCGCGGGCAGAUCUGUGGUGCCUGCUUCGAGCUCCGCUGCGUUGAUGACGUCCGCUGGUGCAUCCCUGGAACUUCUGUCAUUGUCACUGCUACUAACUUCUGCCCUCCAAAUUAUGGUUUCACCCCUGAUGGUGGAGGCCGCUGUAAUCCUCCGAAUAAGCACUUCGUGCUCCCCAUUGAGGCGUUUGAGAGGAUCGCCAUUUGGAAAGCUGGCAAUAUGCCAGUCCAGUAUCGGAGGAUAAAGUGCAGAAAAGAAGGAGGUAUUCGAUUUACAAUUGAUGGUUCGGGCAUUUUCAUUUCUGUUCUUAUCAGCAAUGUUGCUGGUGCUGGAGAUAUUGUUGCUGUGAAAAUAAAGGGUUCAAAAACUGGUUGGCUGCCAAUGGGUCGAAAUUGGGGACAGAAUUGGCAUAUCAAUGCUGAUUUAAGGAAUCAACCACUUUCGUUCGAAGUCACCACUAGUGAUGGCUUGACAGUUACAUCUUACAGUGUUGCUUCUAAAAAUUGGAACUUUGGACAGACUUUUCAAGGAAAGCAAUUCGUAACAUAAGGUUGUUUUCUUAGAAGGACCAUUCCUUUUGUUGCUUUUCCAAUGGGAUGGCUUGUGGACUGAGGUGAAGGUAACUAGUAAGAAGAUUCUUAUGUAUAAUGGUGUGCAUAGCUUUUGUUGUGACUUAAUAGUGCGAGAUAGAAGCCAAGGCCCAAGGGGUUUUGGUUCAGUAGGUAAAGUGACCUUAGAGUAUUCGAAUAAAAAAGACAAAGGAAUAAUAAAUUAUGUGAUCUGGUAAUAGAGUGAUUUGUAUUUUUAGUCAUUAAAAUUCAAUCUUGAAUUUUUAUGUAUUAAGAAAAAAUCAAAAAGAAA